Helianthus annuus (common sunflower) is the source of this 2043-nucleotide messenger RNA. RefSeq names its product FRIGIDA-like protein 3. The record is from RefSeq and is a predicted model, not a curated record. Bases 243 to 1844 code for a protein of 533 amino acids. NCBI's taxonomy places the organism in Eukaryota, Viridiplantae, Streptophyta, Magnoliopsida, Asterales, Asteraceae. The transcript has 4 exons.
AAUAUUGGAAAUAGCAACGAAGAAGAGUGUGGCAAAAGCGAAAUGUCUAGACAAUACAAUAGGAAAGAGAGUAUUUACUUCCUUCCUAAUAAGCCGCCUUUGUUUAGUCUUCAUUAUUUCCACUUUCCCCUUUCUCCAUUCCCUCUUGUCCCCGCGAAACCCUCCCAAAAUGCCCUGAUUCUUCUCUCCGAUUCGCCGCCCUCAUCCGCCGUCAACCACCAGUCACCGGUUUCUAGAGCGCCAUGGAAGAUGUAAAAUCUGUUGCUACACUCUUGGAGUCAACAAGCUCUAAGAUACAACAACUUCAGAGAGCAUUUGCUGAGCUGGAAAGUCACCGAGCCGUAACCCUUAACCUGAAAUGGAAACAAAUUGAGGAUCAUUUUCAUGGACUUGAGAAGUCUCUAAAAAGGCGUUUUACUGAGCUGGAAGACCAAGAAAAAGAGUUCGAAGUGAAAACAGCUCAAUCCCGACAAAUCCUGGAGAAACGUCAAGCAGCUGUAAUAGCCAAAGAGGAAGCUUCGUUGGAAAGUCUUCAAGAGAAGCGUGAUGCUGCUGUUGCUGCCAUUGCUAAUGCCCUUAACAGACGCCGGAAUGGAAUCACUGAAUCCGAUUCCAUUGUGGAAAACAAACCACCCGAUGAUGUGGAAAACAAACCACCGGAUGAUAUAAGGUUGUCGGAUAGUGACGUGAAGGCACUAUCAAACCCUCAACUUGCCAAGUUGUGUGAGGAGAAUGAUGCACAAGGACUCCACAAAUUCAUAUCGGAUAACCGGAAGAAUCUUUCUUCUAUAAAAGAGGAAAUCCCGAUUGCAUUGAAGGCUGCAGCUAAUCCCGGUGGUCUGGUUUUGGAUUCUCUUAGCGGUUUCUACAUGUCGUCAGAUGAGGGGAAGAAAGAUGCGAAUCUUUUAGGUCAACGAAGAACGUGUAUCAUGUUGAUGGAAUGUCUUAGCAUUUUGUUAACGAAUCUAGGUGAGAAGUCUGCUUCAAAGGUUAUCUCGAAAGACGUGAAGGAACGAGCAAGGGUUAUUGCUGAUGAAUGGAAACCGAAAUUAGAUGAUCUUGAUGUGGAUGCCAGUAACGGGAACUCUUUGGAAGCUCAUGCUUUCUUGCAGCUUGUUGCUACUUUUGGUAUUGAUUCUGAUUUUGCUCAAGAAAAUUUAUCCAAAUUGAUACCAAUGGUGUGUCGUCGUCGUCAGACAGCUGAGUUGUGCCGCUUCCUUGGGUUGUCAGACAAGAUUCCAGGUGUAAUUGAUGUGUUGGUGAAUAGUGGAAGGCACAUUGAUGCUGUUAACUUAGCAUUUGCAUUUGAGCUUACAGAGCAGUUCUCUCCAGUAUCCAUAUUGAAAUCAUACUUGACCGAGGCAAGGAGAGUCCCUUCAGCCAUCAAAUCAGCAAAUUUGUCUCCUACUGCACAGAAUGAUGUCAGCGAGAGAGAACUGUGUGCACUAAAGGCAGUGAUCAAGUGUAUUGAAGAUCACAAGCUUGAAGAUAGUUACCCAACGGGCCCACUUCAGAAACGGAUUCUUCAACUUGAGAAAGCAAAAGCUGACAAAAAACGAGCCACAGAAGUUGCAAAACCUCAACCCAAAAGACCCCGAGCCAAUGGCAUAGUAACCCGAAACACUAACAUUGCUGCUGACAAGACCAACUUCUACGGUAGGAUGACAGAUAAUAGGUAUGCACCGCCAACACAGUACAUGUAUGACAACAGAACCUAUGGUUACCCGGGUCCAGUUGAGACCCACAUUCCGCAGUAUAUGGGCACCCCGGCUUACAACAUGGCUCCUAACCACGGUCACUACUUUGCAACCGGUUACCAGUACCAGGCUCCUUAUCUGCACUAAGGUUGUAGGAAAUGGUAAGAAAACUUUCAACUUAUUUUAACUUCUAGGAGUUAACCCUGUUGAACUAAUCAGAUGUUUUACUGUAUUAAUAUUGUGACAAAAAAAUAUGUUAAGGUUGUGUUUAGUUCUAAAACUGGUUGUAUUAGGUGACGCUGGACGUGUAAUCCUCUAAUAUAUGCACUUCUUAUGUUGUUGGUUG